This is a messenger RNA of Rubroshorea leprosula, 252 nucleotides long. The record is from the annotation of a GenBank genome assembly. Lineage: Eukaryota; Viridiplantae; Streptophyta; Magnoliopsida; Malvales; Dipterocarpaceae.
GUUCGGCGUGGACUCUCCGGAAUCUACAUAUACAGCAUAAUGGAGAAGCCGGCGGAGUUUCCUACCGUGGAAAUUGUUCAAAUAAGGGUGGUUUUCAAGCUCCAAAAAUUGUUCAAUUAUAUGGCAAUAUCGGACAGCCAACAGAGGAUCAUGCCAGUAGCAGAAGAUCGAAACCCAGGCCGCUGUCAGGUUCUUGCUUACAAAGAAGCUGUUUUGUUGACCAAUCCUACUAACCCCAGCCUCAGGGGGCAG